AUGGCGCCGGGCUCCAAAAAGAAGAAGAACCAGGGCGUUACGGGGAUCGAUCCGAACGCUCGCUCGGUGCCACGCCGCCGUCCCCUGACGCGCGGCUCCAAGAAGAGGAGGGAGAAGGGCGCCGUGAAGGGGACCGACCCGACGGCCAGCCUCCCCGACGACAUCCUCGCGGAGAUCAUCUCGCGCGUCGUGCCCUCCGACUCCGUCUGCAGCUGCAAGUGCGUCUGCACGCGCUGGCGCGACCUCCCGGACCACCGCAGCAGGAUGCCGCAGCCCCUCGCCGGCUUCUUCCACAAAGGCACUAGCGUUAACCCCAACAGGAAUCGUCACUUCACCAACGUCUCGCGGAGAGGCGACCCGAUCGUCGACGUCGCCUUCCCGUUCCUGCCAAGGUUCGACACCCUCGACUUCUUGGACUGCUGCAACGGCCUCCUCCUCUGCCGCUGCCAGAGAUGGAUGCCCGCCCAACGCGAGAUCCUCCUUUACUACGUGGUGUGCAAUCCGGCCACCCAGAAAUGGGUCGACGUGCCUGCCACCAAAUGGACCGACAACCGUCUGAGGAGAACAUCGCGGAUAAUUGUCUCAGAUACAGAGGAGGCCGUUGUCUCGGACACAGACGAUGAUGUCUGGGAGAAGGAGCAGGACGUUUAUGAUAGGCACGUCGUCAAACAGUUGGCGACCUACUCGUCGAAAGCUGGAACUUGGACGUGCCGAAGCGUCGCCGGGCACAAGUCGUUCGCGAUAGGCCGCUCAAGAAGUGCUUUCUUAGACGGGGUCCUUUAUUUGGCUGCGUUCCGACAUACGGUACUGGCCGUCGAUGUGGAAGGAGAUGACUGGCAGCUCAUCCGCAAUCCCGAGCCACAGCACCAUCCUGAGGCGCAUUCCUACAAUGUGUUUCCAUCGCAGGGGCGCCUAUAUCUUGCGCAGGGCAAUGCUGGCUGUCUUGGUUCUGAGCUAUCGGUCUGGGUUCUCGAGGAUCGCAGUGCCGGAGAAUGGACCUUGAAGCACAAUGUCAGCAACGAUCAACUCUUCCGAGCACAUGGCACACUUGAUGAAGAUGAUUACACGGUUAUCUCGUUCCAUCCAGAGCGGAAUUCGAGCUUCACAAUUAUCAAUGUCUCUGAUGAUAUUGAACUUAAAUAUUGA
Molecule: messenger RNA, 1146 nt
Organism: Lolium perenne
Lineage: Eukaryota; Viridiplantae; Streptophyta; Magnoliopsida; Poales; Poaceae
Molecular function (GO): protein binding
Source: RefSeq, a predicted model, not a curated record